Molecule: messenger RNA, 2490 nt
Organism: Adineta steineri
Lineage: Eukaryota; Metazoa; Rotifera; Eurotatoria; Adinetida; Adinetidae
Source: the annotation of a GenBank genome assembly
AUGCGUGAGAAAAGGCAAAGCAACGAUCUAGUUCAACAACAAUCAUUAGUUGAUAAAGAAGAAGAUGUUCUUCGACAAGUUGUUGAACGUGAAUACACAACUUUAUAUCGUCAAGUACAUAAAGCUGCACAAAAAACAGCUCGUGACAUACUUCGACAUAUAAUUCAAGCUCCACCACCGCAACCAUUAACUAUACCUAUUCCUGUAUCGACAAAUGAAGCAAAUAAAGACACAGAUGAUGUUACUAAAACUAUUUCAGUUAUUGUAACAGAUGGUACGAAUAAAAAUCCACGUAAAAAUUCAACAGUACCAACUAUUAUGCCAACACUUCCUGUUGUUCGAGAAUUGGUCUCCUACGUACCAACAAGAAAAAAUCUUGCUACACGUGGUCAUCUUAUUGGUAUACCAUAUUUAGGAGAUAAAUUUGAUGCUGAAGAUCAACGAUUAAUUAAUUCAAUAUCUAUUGAACCAUCUAAACAACAGAAAUUAAUACGGAAAAAAAAACUUGAUGAACAAUCCUUAGAAACUUUAUAUCAAUCAAUUCGAUCAAAUAGUUUAUGGAAUGCAUAUUCAAAUGAACAAAUUAUUGAUGCAAUAAUUCAUUAUCAUCGUGAUUCAACACCAAGAACAAAACUUUUGACAUUAGCAAAUCAAAAUGAUUGUUCUAUUAUUGAGAAACAACGACUUAAUACCAAUAUUGAUAAUUGUGAUUCAUUAGAUGUUGAUAUUGAUGAACUUAUUAUUAAACCUUGGUGUUCUCGGUUUUGUCCACGAUGUUAUACCUAUAAUUGUCUAUUACACAAAGAAGGCCCAUCAUAUUUACCAUUACCAAAACAAUUUGCUAUUUCAUAUAAUAAUCAUUCUACACAAUGCAGUUCUACAUGUUGUAAACAUCAACGUGAACAUCUUAAACGAUCAUUAUCACCAUCAUCUACUACUAAUGAAUCAAUUGAUCAAAUCAAUAAUCAUAAAAAACGUCAACGUCGAGGUUCAAAUAAAAUAAGUUUAUCACCAGAUGAAAAUUUUCGUACUAAUCUAUCUGUUGAUAUAAAUUUGCAAUUAAUUGAAAGUCAAAGAAGAUAUUCAUUACAAUGUUUAACACAAAUUGAAAAUCAUAUGAUUUAUCCAUCAUUACAACAAAUUUCAUUAGAAAAUUCUUGGUCAUUAACUGAUCGAAGUUUAUUUCGUUUAUUCUAUUUUGUCUUAGAUGGAGAUUUAUGUUUAUUAAAUCAAUUACUUCAUAAUAAUCAAACAUGUCAAGAUCUAUAUGAACAAUUUAUUUUUGAUUCAAAAUAUUUUUCCGAACGUAUAUCAUUAACAAAUGGUUUACCAUUUUUAAUACGUCAUCCAUAUCGAAGACGUAUGCCUGAAGGUACAACACGAGCAUUUCUUAAUUAUAUGAAAAGAAAUCUUAAUCGACCUAAUGAAAAUACUAAUCGAAAAAAUACAACAACAACAACAGCAACAACAUUAAAACCUGCAUAUCAACCAUGUUCACAUGAUGGACCAUGUACAAUAGAUAAUCCUGAUUGUUGUUGUAUAAAAAUGGGAACAUUUUGUGAAAAAUUUUGUAAUUGUUCAAUUGAUUGUCCACAUCGAUUUCCCGGUUGUGCUUGUCGAGGAACAUGUUUAUUUAAUAAUUGUUUAUGUAGUGCUGAAGGUCGAGAAUGUGAUCCUGAUUUAUGUCAUAAUUGUGGAGCAUCUUUAUUUUUUAAUCAAUUGAAUACUUCAAUUAAAAUAGAACAAGACAUAACUACAUCAACAUCAAUAACAGAAGAAGAAGAAGAAAAACAUUUAUCAGCAUCAUCUGCACGAAAUGUUCGAUCACGAACAUUUAAUAAUUUACCAGUACGAUCACAAACUCUUCGAUCAUGUCGUAUUGUUGAACCAUCAUAUAAAGUAACAUCCAAGCAACGAAGACGUACAAAUUCUAGAGCAUCAUUAAAUUCAACUGUACCACAAUUAUUACCAAUGGUUACAUGUGCAAAUAUUGCAUUACAACGAAAAAUUCAUAAACAAAUUCUGAUUGCUGAAUCUGAUAUUGCGGGUUAUGGAGCUUUUCUUGGUUCACCAGUUGCAUAUCCUGGUGAUUUAAUUGCAGAAUAUACUGGUGAAAUCAUUUCAGAAGAAGAAGCUGAUCGACGAGGACGUCUCUAUGAUAAACGUGCGUGUUCAUACUUAUUUAAUCUUGAUAUGCAACAUUGUAUUGAUGCUCGACAAUUUGGUAAUAAACUUCGCUUUGCUAAUCAUUCCUCGAAACCAAAUUGUGUUCCAAAAAUAAAAUUAGUCAAUGGUGACUAUCGUAUUGGUAUAUAUGCUAAAGAAGUUAUUUUUCGAGGUGAUGAAUUAUUUUUUGAAUAUAUGUAUGAUGCACAUCAACGUCAACAAUUUAUUAAUAAUGAACGCAUUGAUGAAACAGAACAAGAGAAUUUAAUAAUUUUAACACGUUAUGGUGAAAAUUUUAUGUUAGUACAACCAUCAAAUGAUUGA